This is a messenger RNA of Cajanus cajan (pigeon pea), 1710 nucleotides long. Its product is annotated as thermosome subunit gamma. Lineage: Eukaryota; Viridiplantae; Streptophyta; Magnoliopsida; Fabales; Fabaceae. The record is from RefSeq and is a predicted model, not a curated record.
GAAGUAAGUGGUAACUGCAAUAACCGAACAUAGCAGGGUCGGAAUUCGGUGAUUCGAAAACAAAAUCCUAUUUUUUCUGGUUAUCCAAACACUCUCUCUCUCUCUAUAUGUGUGUUAGCGCUUGCAGAGAGCAUUGAAGAAGAACAAAGAUGGUGUUAACUUCAAUUUCAAUAGUCUCUUCCUCAUCUUCAUUCCUCUCCGAUUCUCCUUCCUCUUCAACCAGACCCUUCUUCCCUUCCUCAAACCGAAACCUUCUUUUCACAAGAAAACCACCACUUCCCAAUGCUACCCUCAGAGCCUCUUCUUCUUCUUCCGCGUCGCAGGAAAAUGGGUCGCCGGAGCAGUUCCUCAACAGCAAUUCCAUCGCCGAUUUCAUGCGUUUCAAGCGCCGCGUCGACGGUGGUGGCAGUGCCGAGUUGCAGACGGCGGUUGUCGGCUACAAGAAGAGGUUCCCUUGGUCCCUUUUGCGCCCUUUCCUUCAGGUUGACUUGGUUUCGACAAUUCACAUCGCUGAUGAAGAGUAUUUUCUGGCCCUCCAGAAGGAACUUGAAAGCUAUGAUUGUGUCCUUUAUGAGAUGGUGGCUAGCAGGGAAAGUUUAGAGAAUAGAAGAAACGGUACAGCUACAAAAAGGUUAAAAGGUUCACGCACCAAGGGUUUUAACCUUUUGGGAUGCAUCCAAAGACAGAUGGCUCGAAUUCUUAUGCUUGAUUUCCAGUUAGAUUGUCUCGAUUACCAGUCUUCGAAUUGGUACCAUGCAGAUCUCGAUUAUGAGACCUUCAAAUUACUUCAGCUUGAAAAAGGUGAAAGUUUCUUUUCUUUUGCAAAAGAUAUGACUCUUAGGUCUACAAAGGCAGUAUUGCAGCCAGCUACAAUUCCGGAAGAUCUUGAUCCAUGGCGAUCCAAGCUUUUAUGGGCUUCACGUGUUCUUCCUAUGCCACUUGUUGGCCUUCUUAUCAUUGGAGGUGUUUGUACAGAUGUGGGAAGUCAAGCAUCAGAAUAUCCAGAAAUAGAGGCAUUGUCAAGGCUUGAUUUUGGUGCUGCCAUGAAGGUCUUCCUUGCAAAGAGACUAACAUCUGAGUUCACUCUGGUUACAGCAGAUGUAGAGGAGAAAUCAGUUAUAAUUGGUGAGAGAAAUAGAGUAGCAAUAGAGGCCUUGAGAGCAGCAAUGGACAAGGGACACAAUAGAAUUGCAAUACUUUAUGGGGGUGGCCACAUGCCAGAUCUUGGGAGGAGAUUGAGAGAGGAGUUUGAUUUAGUGCCAUCCAAUGUACAGUGGAUAACAGCUUGGUCCAUAAGGAAAAGGGACCUAAAUACUAAUUCAUUUCCAUUUCUUAAGACAAUUGCUAAGGCUUCUGGCUGGCCAUUGAACCGCUAUCAGACAUUGGCAUUGCUCAUCUUUUCAUCAGUCUUAGCCUUGGAUCUUUGGUUUUGGGAGCUUUUCUUUGGCACUGCAGUGAAUUGGAUCUCUGAACUUGGCUCAGAACUUAUCCGAUAUGUUGGUAAUUCACCGAUGAUAUGAUUAUGAUCAUUGGAAUCAGAAAAUUAGUACUAAUUGUUAAAUAGGAUGAAGAAAUCUUGUAUGUGCCGGUGUAAAUAUGAAAAGCUUUAUUUUUGUUAAACAAAUAUAAAAAAAGAAUCAGCUGUUCCCAUUUCUUAAUGUAUUCAAAUGAUAUGAUUGUUUUCAUUCAAUGAACAUUAGCCAUUAAAGA